CCAACGCAUUCCGCAAGGAAAAAAGCUGGUGGAAAACUGGCGCAAUAAUUGUUACAAAUUGGAAAUAAUAUGAGUGAACAUAAAAACAAGCGAACAUUGUAAUAACAAAGCCAAAGUACAUAGCACAGCUGGGCGAACAAAAAUUACCACAAAAAAAAUUAUGAAGCAAGAAAAGAAAAUACUAUUACAGGUGUCGAUGGGGGGAUUUGUAGGAGGUGGCGUACAUUAAUUGACGCAACGUCGUUAGGGUAGUAGUGGUGCUGAUACGGACGUCUGUAUAUGGGUUAGGGGCAUGUGAUGCGGAAGAACGUAGUGAACAAGCUAACAUGUUAAUUAUAGGAUGUGAAUUACACGUCAGUGUAUUCAAUCAGCAGUUUAGUAUAUUCUUAAGUGCACAGAAGAUAAGCUUAUAACUUGAGAGAAAACAGGAAUUCAAGAGUCGUGGCAAGCCAGUUUUAUAUUUCGCUUAUUUGGCAAAUUUUGAAGCAAAAGCAAACGAACGGUAUGUCAACACAAACAACACACGCCCCAACGGCGCCGGAAUUGCCCACAACAUCACAUGGUGAAGCGUCAGCACCGCCUACUGAAUCAAUGGACGAUUGGACUUAUUUCGACAACGCAACAAACGAUGACACAGAGCAAACUGCAACCACUGCAGCACAGCAAACCGCCACAACAACAACAACCGAAACUGUGAACUCUACCACUGAUAAUGCCGCAUCGAAAACUACAACUUCCACGACGUAUUCGUUUCCAGGCAGCGCCCUCGGCAGCGAUUCCACAGCGAACAUAAACAGCAUUAAAACAGAGAGCAGCAGCACUAGUGGUGAUUCUAAAAAUAAAAACAACGAAGAGGAGAAAGUCGAUGAUUCCAUGUAUGAAUGUAAUAUUUGUCUCGAUACCGCAAAGGACGCAGUCGUCAGUCUGUGCGGCCACUUAUUUUGUUGGCCAUGCCUGCAUCAGUGGUUGGAGACACGUCCAAAUUGCAAAUUAUGCCCAGUUUGUAAAGCAGCAAUUGGCAAGGAUAAAGUAAUACCGCUAUACGGACGCAACAGCACCAAGCAAGAGGAUCCCAGAAAUAAGGUGCCACCGCGUCCCGCUGGUCAGCGUACUGAGCCAGAGCCACAACAAGGUUUCCAGGGUUUCGGCUUUGGUGAUGGUUUCCACAUGUCUUUCGGUAUUGGCGCUUUUCCAUUCGGUUAUUUCGCUUCGUCUUUCAACUUUGGUGAACCCCGUGCAGCUGCCGCCAACCGUGGCACCGUGCAAUAUGAAGAUGAACAGCAAUUAUCUAAAUUAUUCCUGUAUUUGGCUAUCUUGUGCAUUGCUUGGUUAUUAUUCGCAUAGCAAUACUAAAUCGAUUAUACUUACAUACCUAAAUAUAUAUAUUUAUGCAAAGAGCCCACUUUUUAAUUUGUUGCUCCGUGCUUGCGAUUAUUAAUAAGAAAUUCAAUUAUGUACAUGUGUGCAAUUUAUUAACGAAACAUACAUACAUACGAAAUUGCAAAUACUUUUAACAUUGUGAAAUUACAUUGUCGAACGAAAGAGGAAGUAAUCUUAAAGCGUAAAAUUAUAAAAAAGUGAUACCUUCAAAAUAAAUGUAUGUAAUGAAUUAAAAAACAAAACUAACAGUAAACUAAUUAAAAUCAUUUUCAUCAUAAAUGUACGUACAUGCAUAUCUACCUGCAUUUCGUAAUAUACAUAUAUUUCAUACUAUGAGUUUUUGUGACGAAAUAGCAUUGAAGUCAGUUUUAGUUGCUCAAACAAAAUUCCUGUAUUUUAAAAUUUUAUGAUCUUUCGGUCUUUUAUUUUUUAAGUAAUCUUUACAUUACAACAAAUUGUACCUAAA
Molecule: messenger RNA, 1846 nt
Organism: Bactrocera tryoni
Lineage: Eukaryota; Metazoa; Arthropoda; Insecta; Diptera; Tephritidae
Product: E3 ubiquitin-protein ligase RNF185-like
Exons: 4
Coding region: 505-1344 (279 amino acids)
Biological process (GO): ubiquitin-dependent protein catabolic process
Cellular component (GO): endoplasmic reticulum
Molecular function (GO): metal ion binding; ubiquitin protein ligase activity; ubiquitin-like protein conjugating enzyme binding
Source: RefSeq, a predicted model, not a curated record